Messenger RNA from Lecanosticta acicola, 4052 nucleotides. The record is from the annotation of a GenBank genome assembly. NCBI's taxonomy places the organism in Eukaryota, Fungi, Ascomycota, Dothideomycetes, Mycosphaerellales, Mycosphaerellaceae.
AUGAAGCCGCUCGUCGCCCUCGCGGCUGCGGCCUCCGCGCUGUCCGCGGUCAAUGCCACUCCCUUCAGCAACUGGAACGCGACCGCCAAGCAGGUUGGCAAUCUUCAAACUGGGUAAGUCGUCUUCAUCAUCUUCACACUGCACUUCCCUUGACUCGCUGUCUGCUCCGGUGUUCUACUCUUCUGGCCUUGAAAAUGCAUGUGGACUCCAACAACACCAUCACCGCCUUCAACAGCACCUUGUUCAGCAUCCAACAGCAAGCAUACCACACUCGCACACACAGAGCAGAAUACCUCACCAUCACAAUGGGCAAGAAAUCCUCGCGCAAGAGCAGUAGGCAACAUAGUCGUCAAGACUCGGUCACUUCAACAGCAGGUUCUGUGGGAUUCACGACAGGAAUGAACACUGGCAUCUCGACAAAGCAGCCGCAGACAGUACUACUGGACAGCGCACCAGCGCCCUGGACACGUCCUGUUACUCGCGGACGGAUGGUUCCAUUUACCGGUCUACGCUUCCAUGCCUCGGCAAUUUCGACAGCAAUCCACCUGAUCAUUCUCCUGCUAUUUACAGGAGGAAGCCUGAAAGUAUUGCUCGAUUACUUACUCCUUGCAACCAGAGCCGAUGCGCAAUGCGUUCCUUCGACCACUACUGCGACGAUCUUUGUCCCAUUCACCGAGACCGAGACAGUUACUGCGUCUACCAGCUCAUCUCCCGCGUAUACUACGAUGUCGACUACUACAGUCUCCAUUACCAAUACGGUCACCGUCACGGCGUCGGAGAGCAUUCUCGGAUUCGUCAUUACCAGCGGUACGACGAGCUGGAUUGGCCCUAGCCCCAGCAGCGGCGUCUCGAUUGUGUACGCAGGCGUCACGACUGUAACAAUCGCUCCGUUGCCUUCGUCUGCAGCAACACCUACGGAGAUCGAGCCACCUCCGAGUACAUCGCACACCACGGUCACAUCGACUUCAACCAUAACAAAGUUCACGACGGUCACUCCUACAGUCACUGUUCCAACCUACUCGUCCACCCUUUACCGGUUUCUGACCCCGGACGUGACUACGACUCUCACAAGCACACGCUACUUGACGGUGUCUCUAUUGGCUGUUCCUCCUCGUUCCUCGUUUACUGGGAUCAACAGCGGUGGCUGGAACUCCACUGCCGAUGCCCAGAGCGCUGGCCCCGAGCCGACUACUGUGACAUUCUCAGAGACCUUUUUCCAGGGAAUCAACGCGACAACGUCCACAAUCACAAGCUUUCUGACGACAACAAUCGGCGCGACAGUCACGCAGACAAUCUCAGCACCCGCCUUCGUCACCACUGCGAGCGGUGCAGCGGGGUCUGAACCCAUCACUUCUACUGUGCAGCCAACCGCGAUCACACAGACGAUUUUGGUCCAGCCAACAGAGAUCUCAGUCGGAGGUGCCUCCCAGACAACCUCUACCGUCUCCGCAGCAGCACUUUCGUCGUCUAACGCCGUCGGCAUGCCUCCUCCAGCCUACUCGCAGCCCGAGUCUCAGGUCUCUGCAAUCUCUCCUGACCUAACUGUGACAAGCUUCGUUGCUGGCCACGGGACUACUUUCACCAUUGAGAGCGUUCCAUCUGGAAGCACUCCCUUCUCCUUUGUUAACAGCAGCUUGGUCUCGAUUAUCUCGACUUUCUACGAGAAGACACUGCCACCAGGCAGCUCUGCACAGCCUUCGACACUGAGCUCAGGGCCGGGAUCUACCAAUCGCGGCAGUGCCGAGGCAUCUGACGCGACUCUCACCGUCUCGACUGUUUCGAAACUCGGCAUAACAAUGACCUCGACGAUCUCCGUGGCAGAACCAAGCACGGUGACAACGAAGGGCCCUUCGACUGGAGAUGACCAAGGUGCACACUCGCGAUCCUCAUCCAAGACUUCAUCAAGUUUGCCAAGUCCUGCUUCUCCCACUGCACAGCCAAGCUCCACAGCGUGUGGCGAGCAAGGCGACUUCACCAUGACUUUCGAUGACAUCUCGACCUGGGGUAGACGUAUCCGGCGGCAAUCAAACCACACCAAUACCACUAGACCCGACAUUACGAGCUACCCACCCAUCAAUCUACACGGUCCAUAUCACCACAUGCUCUUCAGCACGGGAUAUGUCUUUGCUCCUAAUCCUGUCGAGCCAUUCCAACCCGCAUCUCCUCCAAACGUGGCUGCAUUUGCCGAUCCAUUCAAGGCUCGAACUCCGACAAACACGCCAAAUACCAUCGAGCCCGGCGAGUUCGCCGAGUACGAUGCUGACAACUCGACUUUCUUCUUCGAUCCGCUGGACGCCGCUGUAGGUUGUGACAGUCCCUCACACGACUGCACACUGGAGACCACUGGAUAUGCUUGGGAUCCGGCCAUCAAGGAUGAAAGCCCUGUGCAACAGCACAACUACACCCUCCCACUUUGUCAAGGUACAAGCUGCAAGCUCACAAAGAUCCAAUUUCCGGAGACUUUCACCAAAUUGACUGGCCUUCAGUUCCGAGCCAUUGCAGACAACAAGCCACGAAUGCUAUUCGUGGACAAUCUGCACAUGCGCUGGGCCAACACAAGCUGCGCAGCAGGUCAAGAGAGAGACAGUGCGACUCGUCAUGGCAGAUGAGCAGAGCAGUGUGUCGAGCAAAAGGGACGUGGAUCGAUUUCAACGUGGUUUCCUCUUCACCUCGUAGCUCAGGGAAGGUGACGGUCAGGUACCGCCCGGGCGUAUCAUGUGUACUUUGUUUUAGUGAUACCAAAAAAGUUUCAAACAAUGAAUUUCAGUCUCACUCCUGCUAGAGAAUCUUUGCCGACACCCGCUCAGAGAGGCCCUUGUGCCCUCUUCAUCGACCGAAACAUGCGAGACAAACCCUCCCCCACACAUUUUGGAUUGAUUUUGACGACUCGUGGAAAUGAAGUCGACGGCCCGGAAAAUCUUUUCUCCAGAUCACGUGUGCAGGCUACAUGCACUAAUCAUUUGAAGACUAGCGCGUUCUUGGCAGCGGAGGUGCGCACUGCAAAACGAAUUGCUUUGAAGACGACACUCUUCGAACAAGAGCGCCGCUCACAUCCGCCCAACGACAACGACCAUCGUCCAACGCCGUCAAGAUGUAAGUACGCCAUAUUUUGAUCGCAUUUCCGCCGACAAAUCCAUCGCACCGCCGCUGGAGGAGUCUCCGACGACUUCGUCAAACCCCUCAUCGCACGCACCCGAUAUAUCUACCCCAUGAAGGCACGAUGGCACAUAUGGCUAACACGAUGGCUCCUGUAGGGUCAACCUCCGUACCCAAAAGCGCCUGGCCGCCAGCGUCGCCGACUGCGGCAAGCGCAAGAUCUGGCUCGACCCCAACGAGGUUAACGAGAUCUCCAACGCCAACUCCCGCCAGACCAUUCGCAAGCUCAUCGCCGAUGGCCUCAUCAUCAAGAAGCCCGUCACCAUGCACUCGCGUGCCCGCGCCCGGGAGUUGACCGCUGCUCGCCGCAUUGGACGUCACCGUGGUUUCGGUAAGAGGAAGGGUACCGCCGAUGCCAGAAUGCCGACGUAAGUUUCCUCCGAGACACCAUGAACAGCUGGAAGAGGCGGACGGAUAGGGAACAAACAUCUGGUGAAUGGAGCAAGGGAGAAUUCGGAAGAUGACAACAUACUUUGAAUGGCGGAAUGCUGAAAUUCUGCGCUCACAGUCAGGUUAUGUGGAUGCGUCGCCUGCGUGUCCUGCGCCGCCUGCUCGUCAAGUACCGCGCCGCUGGCAAGAUCGACAAGCACCUCUAUCACGAGCUCUACCACUUGAGCAAGGGUAACACCUUCAAGCACAAGCGUGCCCUUGUUGAGCACGUAAGUCAAGCACCUCCCCAAGUCAUGACAUCAUGUGACUCGCACCUCGGCAAGCGUGUAUUGACAUUGUCUCCACAGAUCCACAAGGCCAAGGCCGAGAAGCAGCGUGAGGAGAGACUGAAGGCCGAGAUGGACGCCAAGCGUGCGAAGACCAAGGCCGCCCGCGAGCGGAGACAGGAGCGUGUGCAGGCCAAGCGCCAGGCGCUUACUGGCGAGGACGAGCCAGAAGCCCAAUAG